Syngnathus acus (greater pipefish) is the source of this 2793-nucleotide messenger RNA. RefSeq names its product diacylglycerol kinase, alpha b (gene dgkab). Gene Ontology annotation, molecular function: calcium ion binding; ATP-dependent diacylglycerol kinase activity. The transcript has 24 exons. Gene Ontology annotation, biological process: lipid phosphorylation; intracellular signal transduction; diacylglycerol metabolic process. Gene Ontology annotation, cellular component: plasma membrane. The record is from RefSeq and is a predicted model, not a curated record. Lineage: Eukaryota; Metazoa; Chordata; Actinopteri; Syngnathiformes; Syngnathidae. The coding region runs from base 114 to 2273 and encodes 719 amino acids.
ACUCCUCCUCCUGCUGCAUGCUUAAUCCCUGACAUCCUUAAGGCAGACUGGACAGUGGCCUGUUGCUGAGCAGAGUUCCGUGAUCACAAAAUCAAGCUGAGACAAGAUAAAACAUGGCCUCCUCUGAGGAUACAGGAAGUACUCUUACACCUGUGGAUUUUAUCCAGCUGCAAGAAUACAUGCAAUACAGCAAUUUGAAGGUGAAAGACGUUAUCAAGGAGUUUCAAAGUGGAGGCCGGCUGGCCCAGCACAGCUCUGGAGAGUAUGUGGAUGCAGAAGGAUUGAGCCUCUUCCUCAAGACUUAUCUAGAAGUCGAUGACUUUCCUGCAGAUUUGUGCCACCGCCUUUUCCGUUAUUUCCAAAAUGUUGAGCAGAAUGGCUCCACGAAAACAACCGAGGCCAAAGGCGGUGUGCUUCUCCGUGACAUGUCCUGUUACUUCUCAGUGCUGGAGGAAGGGCAGCCACGGGAGAAGCUGGAAUUUACUUUUAAACUUUAUGACAAAGAUGGUAAUGGACACUUGGAUAGCGCUGAAGUGGAUCGGAUCAUCACACAGAUGAUGCGAGCGGCUGAUUACCUCGGCUGGGAUGUGACUGAGCUCAGAACUGUGCUCAAGGACAUGAUGACAGCAAUUGAUGUGGAUGCCAGCGGUACUGUCACACUGGAGGAAUGGCUGAAGGGAGGCAUGAACAAUGUGCCUUUACUUGUUCUGCUUGGACUGAAGGUGCCGCAAAGGGAUGGGCAGCAUAUUUGGAGAAUGAAGAAUUUUAACAAACCCGCCUACUGUUGUGUCUGUCAGAGCAUGCUGCUUGGUCUCAGGAAGCAGGGACUCUGUUGCACCCGUUGCAAGUAUACUGCCCACAGUCAUUGUUCCAACAAGAACGGUGAACCUUGUGCUCCCACUUUUGUCAAUAAAAAACAAGAACUGAGGGCGCCAUCUCACGACUGGGUCAGAUCCGACCGCAGCUCCAAGUGUCAAGUUUGCAAAAGGAAGAUUAAAACUUUCGCUGGAAGACGUUGUGUGUGGUGCCAGCAGAUGCGCCAUGAUGAGUGCGUCUAUACCGGACUGUCCACCUGCAGCUGUGGGCCAUUGAAAGAUCAUAUCCUCCCACCAUGGGCCAUCUAUGCUCAUUCCAAGGAACAGGACACCGAUCUGUUGAACGUGACUCCUGAUGGGAACAUCUUACAGAUUGUCCCGAUUCCUGACAUUCACCCACUACUGGUAUUCGUAAACCCAAAAAGUGGAGGAAACCAGGGUGAAAGAGUUCUCUGUAAAUUUCAGUACCUGCUGAAUCCACGUCAAGUGUACAACCUUUCAAAUGGAGGUCCCACCCCUGGACUCCAUUUCUUCCGCAAUCUUCCCGACUACAGGAUCUUGGCAUGCGGUGGAGAUGGCACAGCUGGGUGGAUUUUGGAUGCUAUCGACAAAGCUGACCUCCAGGUGAGUCCGCAAGUAGCAAUCCUGCCCUUGGGUACCGGCAAUGACCUGGCUCGCUGUCUGCGCUGGGGUGGAGGCUAUGAAGGGUCCGAUCUGAGAGAGAUUCUGAAGGAUAUUGAGUCAAGUGAGCUGAUUCAAAUGGACCGCUGGAGCAUUCAGGUGACACCAGAUGAUCCUAAACAAGUGGGAGACUCCGUGCCCUACCAGAUCAUCAAUAACUACUUCUCAGUAGGAUCGGAUGCUUCUGUUGCUCAUCGUUUCCACUCCAUGAGAGAAAAAUUCCCUCAGAAGUUCAACAGCAGAAUGAAAAACAAGCUUUGGUAUUUGGAGUUUGCCACAUCCGAGACCCUUCGUUCGUCUUGCAAGAACCUGACAGAGUGUCUCGCCAUUGAGUGCUGUGGUAAAAGUCUGGACCUAAGCACCACGUCGCUCUCGUGCAUCGCUGUUCUCAACAUACCCAGCAUCUACGGAGGCUCCAACCUGUGGGGCGAGUCCAGUAAACCAGAUGGUACACCACGUGUGCAAAGCGAUGAAGUCAUUACUGAUCCAGAAGUUCUUAAGACAACAGUACAAGACAUGACCGAUAAGCGUCUGGAGGUGGUAGGCUUGGAAGGGAUGAUAGAAAUGGGUCAGAUCUACACUGGACUGAAGAGCGCCGGGCAUCGAUUGGCACAGACGUCCCAAAUUACAAUAAGGAUAUUGCAAACCCUGCCCAUGCAAAUUGACGGAGAGCCGUGGUUGCAACCUCCUUGUACAAUCCACAUAACUCACAAGAACCAAGCUAACAUGUUAAUGGGUCCACCGGCAAAGCCAUCCGGUUUCUUCCACUUCAAGUAGAAACUAUUUUUGUUUCCACAGAGGGACCCCGGACGGCAGUAUUCCAUAAAUAACGCAGAGAUACUCUGUGUUCUUUUAGAUAACAUUUUAUGUCUGCUUUCUUUCCCUGGUUUUCUAAACUGUUGCAAUUGUGUUAGUACUAGUAAGGAUUGUUGGCAAUUUUAAACAAUGCAACCUUUUGUUGUGGUUGAAAUACAUUUUCUCAACACCAGCACAUGGAAAAAGGUACAUUUACAUGUGGCUUUAUGUUUAAAUAGAUAUUUUAUUGGGUUUUAUAGCUUUCGAAUGACAUGCUUACUUGCACUUAAUGUAUUGUAUAAUUAUAUUUAUUUAUGUAUUUUAAUUGACAGAAUGGGGGAAAUUGUUAAAUGACCUUAACUCAUUGGACCUUUUGGUGUGAUGCUACUGUUAACUUACCCUGUGUUCUUGUCUCACAUGUUUUGUUUUUCUUUUUUUCAGCCAGGCAAUAUCUGAAAAGAUUAUAAUGAAGUAAACAUGUAGCUCUUGGUUUUAAACACUA